CGCUAUUCCCUCAGAGCAGCAGCAGCUGGCGGCAGCGAAGCGGCGACUCUCACUCAGCUAACAACGAUCAAGGCUCUCCACCCGAAAUUGUCACCUAUUCCUUCUCUCCAGUGAUGCUGCCCGUCCCGCUGAGUUAUUCCAGCAUUUUGUGUCUAUCUUCGGCGUAAAUCAGCAUCUGCAGUUCCUUCCUACCCUAUGAAUGAUCAAUUCUACAUUUCCUUUGGGCAGCGUCUGCUUUGAUCUGCUUUGAGGGUGCAGCAGCAUCUAUGGAGCGAAGGAAAUAGGCAACGUUUCGGGCCGAAACCCUUCUUCAGACUCCGAAGGUACACGAAAAUGCUGGAGAAACUCAACGGGCGUCUCUAGUCUCCCUCUCCCCUGACUGUCUGAAGAAGGGUCUCGACCCGAAACAUCGCCCAUUCCUUCUCUCCAGAGAUGCUGCCUGACCCACUGUUAUUCCAAUAUUUUGCAAAGAUUAUAGAGGAGCUCCUCUAGUAUCUUUGGUAUUGUGUGUCUAUCUUUUACUGACGGGAAACCGCGCUUGGAGCGCCGCACCGCGGUCACAGGCGGCGCAGCAACGGGCGUCUAACGGUGCAAGAGUCGAUUAAAAAAAAUUACAGUGAUUUAAAGGUCAAGGAACAAGUGCUGGAUGGAGUAACUCCGCGGGCGAGGCAGCCAGCAUCUGUGGAGGGAAUGUACAGACGAUGUUUGGGCUCGGGACCCUUCUUCCUCUGAAACGUUGCCAGUCCAUUUCCCGUCAGCCACAAUGCGGAGGAAGGUACUGCAGAUGCGGGUUUACACUGAAGAAAGACACAAAAUGCUGGAGUAACUCAGCGGGACAGGCGGCACAUCUGGAGAAAAGGAAUGGGUGACUCCAACAAAAAAGUGUGUCUAUCCCUUCACACACAAGUUAUUUGUGGCUGCAGUCCCGAGCUUCCCCGCUACCUGCCGUUUUAAUUCUCCGCUCCACUCGUGUUGUAUGCGGUCUCCUGUGCUGUUACAACGAAGAAUGUCAGCUUGAGGAAUGUCAGCUUGAGGAAUGUCAGGUUUCCAGACUUGAGAUGCAACUGCAGACAGAUGUCCAUCUGGCACUGGGGGAGCCACACGCCGUGUUUAACAAGCACCAGACGUCUUACCCCGAGGCAUUUACCACCAGAGGCGGGGAUUUCAACAAAGCCAACCUUAUGAAAUCGCUCCCUAACUUCCACCAACAUGUCUCCUGUAGCACCAGAGGACCAAACACCCUCGACCACUGCUACACGACCAUCAAGGAUGCCUAUCGCUCUAUCCCUUGCCCUCACUUCGGUAAAUACGACCAUACUGCGGUGCUGCUUCUUCCUGCCUACAGGCAGCAAUUGAAGAGCGCACUCCCAGAGGUGAGGACUGUACAGAGCUGGUCGGGGGAGGCAGAGGAACAACUCCAGGACUGUUUGGAGUCUGUAGACUGGGCAAUGUUCAGGGACUCGGCAACGGACCUGAAUGAAUACGCCACAGUUGCUACAGAAUUCAUAAAGAAAUGUGUGGAGGACUGCAUCCCAACAAAAACCUUCCGAGUGUUUCCUAACCAGAAGCCUUGGAUGAACCAUGAGAUCCGCAUUCUUCUGAAGACCAGAUCCCGGGCAUUCAGAUCUGGAGAUAAGAGGUCUACAAGAAGACCAGAUAUGACAUUGGUAAGGCCAUCAAAAAGGCCACAAGGGACCUGCUCCAAGCUGGGGGAUGAGACGGAUGUUCGGCAACUGUGGAGGGGCUUGAAUGCCUACAAGGCGAAGUCAGGAGGCAGCUCAAAUGUCAGCGAAGCAUCACUCCCUGACGAGCUCAAUGCAUUUUACGCACGCUUUGAUAGGGAAAACACUGAUGUGCCUUCCUGAGCCCCCAUUCGCCGUGAUGGGAUUUUGGUCACAGUCACAGAGGCCAACAUCAGAAGAUCCUUCAGAGGGGUGAACCUUCGGAAAGCACCUGGACCUGAUGGCAUACCCGGGCGUGUUUUACAAACCUGUGCGGACCAACUGGCUGGAGUUUUUACGGACAUUUUUAACCUUUCACGUCUGAGGAUCCCACCUGCUUUAAAAGGGCAUCAAUAAUACCGGUGCCCAAGAAGAGCAAGAAGACGUGUCUCAACGACUAUCGACCAGUGGCACUAACGUGUGUGGUGAUGAAGUGCUUUGAGGGGCUGAUCAUGGCGCAAAUCAACUCAUACCUCGACAAAAACCGGGACCCACUACAGUUCGCUUACCGCCACAACAGAUCAACGGUGGAUGCGAUCUCACUGGCUCUCCACUCCACUCUGGACCACUUGAGACGACAACAAAAACCCAUAUGUCAGGCUGUUAUUCCUUGACUGCAGUCCGGCAUUUAAUAC
Messenger RNA from Leucoraja erinaceus (little skate), 2356 nucleotides. RefSeq lists its product as uncharacterized. The transcript is spliced from 2 exons. The record is from RefSeq and is a predicted model, not a curated record. Lineage: Eukaryota; Metazoa; Chordata; Chondrichthyes; Rajiformes; Rajidae. The coding region runs from base 1059 to 1865 and encodes 268 amino acids.